Molecule: messenger RNA, 1355 nt
Organism: Panicum virgatum (switchgrass)
Lineage: Eukaryota; Viridiplantae; Streptophyta; Magnoliopsida; Poales; Poaceae
Product: chaperone protein dnaJ 6-like
Exons: 8
Coding region: 228-1082 (284 amino acids)
Source: RefSeq, a predicted model, not a curated record
GGUGCGAGCCUGGCUGUGUUCAUCCGAGAACCAAUCAGGCCCGAAGCUACCAGAUUCCCUCCCAGCGCGCGACACCCAAAAGGGCGGGAAAAUUUUCCGCGCACCCGCGCUGCCUUCCCCUGUAUAAAGGCCCCCCCAAUCGCCUCCACCAUUCCUUCCGGUUCCCCAUUCCCCCAUUCCUCACCAGUCACCCCCGCAGCCACCGAUCCACCACCGCCUCCAGUCAAAUGGGCCGCAAGGGCAGGAAGGCUAGGGUUUCGCGCGACGCCGACGCCGAUGGCAGCGAGGAGGAGUGGGCCGCCGCUCCGGCCGCCACCGGGAGCAAGAGCCUCUACGAGAUCUUAGGGGUUGAGAAGACUGCUUCACAACAAGAAAUAAAGAAGGCAUAUUACAAAUUAGCUCUUCGGCUUCACCCAGAUAAGAAUCCUGGGGAUGAGGAAGCCAAAGAGAAGUUUCAGCAGCUGCAGAAGGUGAUUUCCAUUCUUGGAGAUGCAGAAAAGAGGGCAUUGUAUGAUGAGACAGGCAUUGCUGAUGAUGAUGAACUGGUUGGAGAAGCUGCAGACAAUCUCCAAGAGUACUUCAGAACAAUGUACAAGAAGGUCACUGAGGCUGACAUUGAAGAAUUUGAAGCUAAAUAUAGAGGAUCAGAUUCUGAGAAAAAGGACCUGAAGGAUCUUUAUACAAAAUACAAGGGCAACAUGAACAGGCUUUUCUGCUCAAUGAUCUGCUCAGAACCAAAGCUUGACUCCCACCGUUUCAAGGAUAUAAUCGAUGAGGCAAUUGCUGAAGGUGAGCUGAAAUUAACUAAAGCAUAUGAGAAAUGGGCUAAAAAGAUAUCCGAGAUGGAGCCACCAACAAAUCCGUUAGAGAGGAGAAUCAAGAAAAAGAAGAAAACUGAGGAGAAUGAUCUGAUCCUAGCCAUCUUGCAGCGCAGGGUGGAGCGUAAAAACCAGUUCAACUCCAACAUCUCAUCCAUCAUGUCCAAGUGCGACCCCAAGGCGAGCAGCUCGGAGCCCACGGAAGAGGAGUUUGAACAGGCGCGGCAGAGGCUGGAGAGCAAGAGGGCCAAGAAACGCAAGUGAUGCUGCUGCCAGCCUCCUUGCCCAGUGCGGCUGUGCUGAACCAUCAUCUGGUUAUAGCAUCAGGAUGUAGCCAAACUGAUUGCAAAUAACUAGGGUAGAUUACCAUCUGGGUUUCUUUUCUUCUCCUCUGAGCUAGUACAGUAGGUUUGUAUGUUUAUCGCCAUUGCUGGGCGGGAAGCUUUAGCUGCUGGAAUCUUUUUCGCGACCGUUAGCUGCUGGAAUCUGGAAGUAUGAGUUCCGUAGCAUCUGGCAACUGGAUUGGUUAUUUUGGUA